AUGGCAGAAUGCUUCAACAUUGAUCCUCACUAUAAGGUAAUUAAAACUCAGGGACCAAAAAUAAUGCAGAGCUAUUUGAAGAAACUAAAGCAUGAGAAGAAAGUCGUAUGGUUCCUUUCAAAAUUCACAAAACGAUGGUUUGUGCUCGAUUUAAUUCAUGGAGUUUUUUAUUACACCCAGAGUCACUCCAAUGCUAUACCAGAAAAAUCAUAUAAAAUAGCUGAAAUAGUUGGUUUUGAGCCAAACCCGAAGACUAAAGACAAAUGUGACUUUAAUUAUCCUUUGGAAAUGGUUACAACUGAUAGGGUAUUUAUAUUAUAUGCAGAAAACAAAAAAGUACAUGAUGAUUGAUGCAAAGUAUUAAGAUCGCUAUUUGUACCAGUUGAUCCGGAUUUAAGAAGAAAAUGUGACUAUGUUAAAUCUCGAACUUGAAAGAAAAGUCUUUCCUAUUCUGGACCAGUUGAAACGUCUCAGGUGAAACCUGCAGUUUCAUUAUACAGCCGUGCUCCUUCGUUUUCUAUUGAAGGGGCAGGAGUAUUUGAAAGCAAUGGAGGCAUAAUAAAGUUAGAAAAUGAGCAGCCUGACAAAAUCCCUGAAACUUUUGAGAUAUAAUCAAUUAAUUGAAUUAAUUUAAAAUCAUUUUGCAUUUUUAUUAAUUAAUUUUAUUAACCAGUCCGUAAUCCUCUUCUGCUGGCUCAAAUUCAUCCAAAAUGUAUAGAAGAAGUAGUUACACCUAUUAACCUAACUGAGGAAAACUUAAAUCAGACUCCAAAAAAAAUUUUUUUUGAGGAGGAACCUUCUUUUGAGUGCUUUAAAAUUGACAGAAGCUCUAAUCAAGAUUUAUCUGUGUACACUUCACUUGAUAGGCCUAUUGCUUCAUAUCCUGGGGAAAUAAAUGCAGAUACGCCAAGAGUUUUCGAAAGAUCAUGGAUUAGCAACACAAGUUCAAUUAAUAACGCUAUAUCAAAUAAUCAAGAAGUACAAAAAACUUUCUAUGAUGAGGAAAAAGAAAGAAUAGAUCCCGAUUUUUCUCAAGAUAUGGCCAUUUUGCAAGAUAGCUCUGAAGACAAGAGAGAUAAGGAUUCUGUGCUUAAAUCUAAAGAAAAAGAGAAUAAAAAUAAUGAGGAAGAUAACAAAUUAUUAAUAGCAGAAUUUUGCGAAAAAGACCUCGGGAAGUCUGAAUUGUCUGAGAAACCUAUUGAAGAAGCUUCUAAAGCAAUUUUCAAAGCCUCUGCAAUAGAAGAGCCAGUAUUGUAUCCUAGCUCAAAAGCUAAUAAAUUUAUAUUUCCGGAAAAGUCUGAUGCAGAAAAUGAAGUCUCCAAUACAAUUGCGAAAGAAGAAAAGAGCCAAAAUAGUAAUGAUCUAGUUUUUAAUACCAUAGAAAAAAAUGAAAAAAGGAUUGACAUAGCUGAACAAAACAAGGCUAUUUGUGAAAAAUCAGUAGGUAUUAAAGAGAAUGCUAGGCUUAUCACUGAAAAUGAGCCAAAUUCUGAAAAAUGCUCUUUGGAAGUAGUUCUUUUUUCAGAGCGCAAUCAAAGUUUAAAAGAAAAUAAUUCAUCUUAUUCUGAGCAAGUCUUAGAAGAAAGUAAAGUAAACUCAAAUUUAUAUAAUGUUGACCAAGAACCAACAAAUCUUUUAGCUAUUUCAGACUCUAAUAUUAAGAGCCCUGGUAAUGAAGCUUCUGUAUUCUCGCCCUGCAAAAUGAUUGAUAACUUAUUUUGCAAUACCUCAAAAACAGAAAAUUUAGAUUCGAUGAAGGAAUCCAUUGAGUCUUCCCCUCAAAUUAUUUCCCCAGUCAUAGAAAAUAAUAUUUUGCAAAAAAACUUACUGGAAAAUGAAUUAGAUCUCAAUAAAAACUCAACACUAGAUGGACCUUUAAAAUAUUCAUUUCCUAUAGAACCAAAUCUAGCAGAAUCACCUAUAGAAAUUUCCCAUAGAUGUCGCUGUUUGCCCUUGAUUUGCCCACUGGGGAAAUUUUUUGGUUCGACCAGUACCAUAUGGUUUGGUCAAACCAAGAAAUUUUCCUCAUGGGCGAUUCAAGGGCAAACAGCGCCAUCUAUGGGAAAUUUCUAUAAACUCUCAAAACAAAAAUCAUCUCCAAAGCCCAGUAAUUGUUCUAAUACUGAAAAAUUCAUAAAAUCUCUUGCUAAAUCUUCCAAAAAAAGAAUUUCUCCAGAUAAACUUAUUAACAUUCCUUCAAAUCUUGAAUAUCAAACGAUCAACCUGUUAGAGAUUACAAAGCAAAAAUUAGAUACAUCAAAAAAUGCAGAAAAGAAUACAAAUUACGAGAACGCUCAAGUUACCGCUAUUUCGGCUGAACUUAGUAAAAUGGAAAAUAACCCUCUCCCAACUAUUUUAAAGCACUCUAACGACAAACAUCCUUCAAGAAAUUCUUUAUUCAAAAAUAAAGAAGCCCCUGAUUCGCCAUCAGAAAUUUACCAGCAAAACUAUUUUACUCGUCUCAGCAAAAUUAAAAGCCUGCAACGAUCAAGCUCAAACCCUCGAAAAUCAACAGGCGGAAUGACAACUUUUUCAAGUCAAGAUUUAUAUAAGAGCAGCAAUGAAACCGCAAGGACCUCACUAAAAGACUCAUUAAAUUGCUAUUUACAAAGAAGAAGCAAAACUCCUUUAAAAGAAAAAAGGAGGAAUGGAAUUUCGCGAUAUGAAAAAAACGAGAUGGAAGAGCCAAGGUUCAGCAUCACUGAAUUCCAAUUCAAAGGAGUUUUGCCAGGAGAAUAUACAGAUAGGACUGGAAAUGAUGACGAAUCGCCUAUAUUAUCUUGUAUGAAAAAUUCUUCGAAGAGGAGAGAAAAGUCAAAGACUCUUAGUGUAGGAAAUGAGAUUAGAGCAGAAAUUUUUUCGUUGCAGACAAGAUUAACUGAGCUUAACCAAGACCACAAUAAUACUCAGAAUGACAGAAUUUUGAAGAAAAGCACCACUUAUAAGCAGCCAUUGAGGAAUCCGCUGUAUGAUCCAAAAUAUACUGAUCGAAAAGAACAGCUUAUGAAUGAAAUUUCACAACCAGUUUUAAGACUUAGUCAAACCCAGUCUAGGCUAAAGGUAAAUCGACUGCUUUCGCUUACGAAAACAGCCAGAGAUGAGAAGCCUUUAUUGAAGCAAUGUGUGCAUAAUAAUUAA
This is a messenger RNA of Blepharisma stoltei, 3138 nucleotides long. The record is from the annotation of a GenBank genome assembly. NCBI's taxonomy places the organism in Eukaryota, Ciliophora, Heterotrichea, Heterotrichida, Blepharismidae.